Metarhizium acridum CQMa 102 is the source of this 1605-nucleotide messenger RNA. RefSeq lists its product as uncharacterized. Gene Ontology annotation, molecular function: aspartic-type endopeptidase activity. Lineage: Eukaryota; Fungi; Ascomycota; Sordariomycetes; Hypocreales; Clavicipitaceae. Gene Ontology annotation, biological process: proteolysis. The record is from RefSeq and is a predicted model, not a curated record.
AUGUUCCCAGCUGUACUUCUACUGCAAUUGGCAUUAUGGGCCGUGUCCACAUCUGCCUUUUACCCGUACACGCCAGGAUGGCUCAAAGAAAAGGAGGAUGUCACCCUCGACGAGGCCAAAAGAAGUUCCGCUGUAGGGGACGCUCGAGAUGGUUUAAUAUUUAGAAUCGAGAAGAGAACGCAGGAAAAUGAAUCUCCUGCUGUGCUAGCUGCAGAGCAAGCUGCCUGGCUGAAGCACAAAUUCAAACAUAGUCGUUCUGGAGCGCCCGUCAACGCUGUGGAGAAAAGAGCAAGUCAAUACAAAAUUAUGGAAGCCACUGAACCAAGCGAAGUCAUGGCUGCCGGAAUCACUCAGGAUGGAACCGAUUACUCAUAUUUUGUGAAAGUAGGGCUGGGUUCCAAGGGAAAGCAGGUGUAUUUACUUGUUGACACUGGCGCUGGGUCAACUUGGGUUAUGGGAUCGGGCUGCACCGAUACACCCUGCUCCACGCACACCACAUUUGGCCAGGGUGAUUCAAGCACAUUUACCGAUGUCGGCAAAUCUUUCUCCGUUUCAUAUGGAUCUGGAGCGGUUCAAGGCAAACUAGUUACUGAUACCAUUAACGUUGCUGGUAUCAGUUUGAAGUACACUUUCGGUCAGGCUUCGAAAACUUCGGAUGUGUUUUCGCACUUCGCAUUUGACGGCAUUUUAGGUAUGUCCAUGGGACAGGGCGACAGCGACAACUUCCUGAAGACACUGGUGGAAGCCAGGAAGCUUGACAAGAACUUGUUUAGCAUCCAUCUCAACCGGGCAUCAGAUGGAUCGAACAACGGCGAGAUCAAGUUUGGAUCAACAAAUCCCAACAAGUAUACAGGGGAUAUUAGCUACACCUCGAUUGGCUCCAAAAAAGGUGACUGGGCUAUUCAGAUCGACGACAUGGCCUACGAUGGCAAAAAAGCAGAUGCUGGAGGUGUGCUGAGCUACAUCGACACUGGCACUUCGUUCAUUUUUGGGCCCCCCAGUUUAGUCAAGAAGAUUCACAACACUAUUCCGGGAUCCUCUAGCUCUGACGGGCUGACUUACACUGUUCCCUGCUCAAGUAACAAGUCAUUGUCAUUCACGUUCUCCGGGGUUGAUUACAAGAUCUCUUCCAAAGAUUGGAUAUCGCCAAAGGACAGCUCAGGCAAUUGUACCAGUAACCUUUACGGCCACGAGGUUGUUGAUGGGGCAUGGCUUCUGGGAGACACAUUCCUCAAGAAUGUCUACGCAGUUUUCGAUGCUGACCAGAAGCGAAUCGGGUUCGCGGCUCCAGCUGACUUCAAGGGCGGACCAAGCUCCAGUUCCAGCAGCGGCAGCAGUUCGCCAACACCGACAACUGUAGGUUUAACUACCGUCGCUACAACAGCACUGACGACCGGUGAGACGUCUCAGCCUGACUUUUCCACACAGUCCAAGCGACCGCCACUUGGUCUAAGCGGUCAUGAAACGGGUUCUACAAGAUCUAGCAGCGCUACUGCCAAGCCAACGGAAUCUACAAAAUCAGCGGCACCAGACGCGAGUGCACGGCAAACCGCCAAGCUAGCCGUUGUGUUUUUUUUUGCAGCUCUGGCAGCAUUGGUUGCGUGA